CCCGGACUCCGUAGACUGAUCAUGCACUUACAGUUGCAUUGCUGGGAGUAGGAGUUUCCUGGCACUUCUCUUCUCCUGUAAUGGCUGAAUGCAAUACGUGCGAUAGGUAAUCGGGCAGAGUGAGUUUCUAUCAAUGUAACUUUCCAGUCUCAGGAUGGAUGAACGUGCCAAUUUAAUGAAUAUGAUGAAACUCAGCAUAAAAGUAUUAAUUCAGUCUGCCCUAAAUCUCGGAAGAAGUGUGGAUGCUGACUACCCACCUCUCCAGCAAUUUUUUGUGAUUAUAGAGCAUUGUUUGAAACAUGGAUUAAAAGUUAAGAAAAGUUUUAUUGGGCAGAAUAAAUCUUUUUUUGGUCCUUUGGAACUGGUUGAAAAAUUGUGCCCUGAAUCAUCUGAUUUAUUUGUGAACGUCAGAAAUCUUACUGAUCUAAAGACAGCUGUUGGACGAGGAAGAGCUUGGCUUCAUCUUGCUUUGAUGCAGAAAAAGCUGGCAGAUUACUUGCAAGUUCUCAUAGACCAUAAAGAACUACUUAGUGAUUUUUAUGAAUAUGAUGCUUUGAUGAUGGAAGAAGAAGGAGCUGUGAUAGUUGGCUUGUUAGUUGGCCUCAACAUGAUUGAUGCAAAUUUAUGCCUUAAAGGGGAAGAUUUGGAUUCCCAGGUUGGAGUAAUUGACUUUUCUUUCUAUCUUAAGGAUAUACAACCAAAUGAUAAUGACAAACAUGCAGAUGAAAUUGCGGCUGUCCUUGAUCAGAAACAUUAUGUCGAAGAGCUUAAUCGACACUUAAGUUGCUCUGUUGGAGACCUUCAAGCUAAAGUUGAUGGUUUAGAGAAGACCAAUUUAAAGUUAAAUGAAGAGCUUAUUGCAGCGAAGGAUCGAAUAGUCUCACUUCAGGAGGAACAUAACCAAUUAUUACAUGAAUGUGCAACAAUUAAAGAAAAGAGUGAAAGGAGUGUAGAGGUUAACAUACAGGACACAAAAGUUGAACUGGAAACAUAUAAACAGUCACGGCAAGGCCUGGAUGAAAUGUACAUUGAGGUCUGCAAGCAACUAAAAGUUGAAAAACAAGCUCGAAUGACUUCAAAAAUGUGAGAAAGCUAGACAAGCAGCUGAAGAAAAUAGUAACAAAUUAAAAUUGGAUUUAGGAGUCAAAAAUCAAGCUUUAUUGCAAGAAGUUGAAAAACUGGAUAAACAAUGCUCAAGUUUAGAAAAGGAAUUGAAGUUUGAGAAGGAGCAACAACAGAAUCUUCAAGAGGAGCUACAGAAAGAGAGAGACACCACUUCUGAUCUACGGAAUGAACUUCAGCAAAUGUCAAGGCUUAAAAAAGAUUUUGAAAAAUUGCAACAUGAGAAGAAACAGUUGCAGAUGCUUUGUGAUGAACAGGAACAGGCUCUGCAAGAAAUGGGUCUCCAUCUCAGCCAGUCAAAGUUAAAGAUGGAAGAUAUUAAAGAAGUCAACAAAGCACUUAAGGGACACACAUGGCUAAAGGAUGAUGAAGCAAAUGAGUGCAAACAGUGCAAAAAGGAAUUCUCCAUUUCCAGAAGAAAGCAUCACUGCAGAAACUGUGGGCACAUUUUUUGCAACACCUGUUCAAGCAAUGAACUUUCACUGCCGUCCUACCCAAAACCUGUUCGUGUUUGUGACACUUGCCAUAAUUUACUGCUUCAGAGAUGUUCCACUAAUUCUUCAUGAGGUUACACGGAAAUCUUUACUACUUAUACUGAAUGUUACAGGGAGAUUUCUUCAGAAAAAUGAAAUAAGCCAAUGCAUUUUCUAACAAUUUAUUCUAAUUUUUCUGCUUGGUGGGGAUAUUACAGAUGUGUAUUUUUGUUAACAACUUCAUAUAAAAUAAAAAUGAAAUAUUCUAAAUAUCAAAUCACUAACCUAUUGCUUCAUUACAAAACACCAACAUUUUAAUUACAACAAAUUUUGUGUACAUUUAUACUUAAUACAUGAUCUAAAAUCUUGCUUUUUAUGUAAUACACUUUAAAAAUGUUUUGUGGCAAAUGCUGUUAAAAUUACCAUCACUAAAACUGGGUUGGUAAAUGUGAAUAAAUGUGCCUUUGUUAAAAUUUUACAUCUGACGUUUUGAAGCAAAUGCUGAUCAUAUUUACCAAAAUGCCAUUGUUUGAUACCACAACUAAAACAAUAAAAAUGUUUUUUGAUUAAUGAAA
Messenger RNA from Bombina bombina (fire-bellied toad), 2170 nucleotides. It is a transcript of the gene RUFY1, whose product is annotated as RUN and FYVE domain containing 1. Gene Ontology annotation, cellular component: cytoplasm. The record is from RefSeq and is a predicted model, not a curated record. Gene Ontology annotation, molecular function: metal ion binding. Gene Ontology annotation, biological process: protein transport; regulation of endocytosis. Lineage: Eukaryota; Metazoa; Chordata; Amphibia; Anura; Bombinatoridae.